GAUGGAGAACUUCAGAACACACUUUGGGGGGUCACACACACACAUAGACCCCAAAAUCGCCCUCAAAACCUCCCCCAUUCCCACUCCAGCUGCAGCUUGGCCGUGCAGCUGUCCCGGGUCAGGGAGAGCGUCCUGAUCAUCUCCACCGACCCCGCUCACAACAUCUCCGACGCCUUCGACCAGAAGUUCUCCAAGGUGCCCACCAAAGUCAAGGGCUAUGACAACCUCUUCGCCAUGGAGAUCGACCCCAGCCUGGGGGUGGCCGAGCUGCCUGACGAGUUCUUCGAGGAGGACAACGUGCUGAGCAUGGGCAAGAAGAUGAUGCAGGAGGCCAUGAGCGCCUUCCCCGGCAUCGACGAGGCCAUGAGCUACGCUGAGGUCAUGAGGCUGGUGAAGGGCAUGAAUUUCUCCGUGGUGGUUUUCGACACGGCCCCCACGGGGCACACGCUGCGGCUGCUCAACUUCCCCACCAUCGUGGAGAGGGGCCUGGGCCGCCUCAUGCAGAUCAAGAACCAGAUCAGCCCCUUCAUCUCCCAGAUGUGUAACAUGCUGGGCCUGGGGGACAUGAACGCCGACCAACUGGCCUCCAAGCUGGAGGAGACCCUGCCCGUCAUCCGCUCCGUCAGCGAGCAGUUCAAGGACCCGGUGAGCCCAGGAGGGGGGGCCUGGGGGG
This is a messenger RNA of Neopelma chrysocephalum (saffron-crested tyrant-manakin), 673 nucleotides long. It is a transcript of the gene GET3, whose product is annotated as arsA arsenite transporter, ATP-binding, homolog 1 (bacterial). Lineage: Eukaryota; Metazoa; Chordata; Aves; Passeriformes; Pipridae. Gene Ontology annotation, cellular component: GET complex. The annotation marks the transcript as partial. The record is from RefSeq and is a predicted model, not a curated record. Gene Ontology annotation, molecular function: ATP hydrolysis activity; ATP binding. Gene Ontology annotation, biological process: post-translational protein targeting to endoplasmic reticulum membrane. The transcript has 4 exons.